Molecule: messenger RNA, 1867 nt
Organism: Brassicogethes aeneus
Lineage: Eukaryota; Metazoa; Arthropoda; Insecta; Coleoptera; Nitidulidae
Source: the annotation of a GenBank genome assembly
GUCGGGUCGUACAUUUUAACUCAAAUAAAUUAUAUAGUACAUUAUACAUAAUAUAUUUUUCUUCGACAGCUUUAAAACAAACACCUCGGCGUUGUAACCGGUCAAAAUUGAAUAGCAAGGCCGACCAGAUAAAACGAAUGCAGGCCAGUUCAGUUUGAAAUCGCGCGCUCAUGAAAAAAGUCCUGAAACCAUGGAGAACCUGGACAACGAUUUGAUCCUGCCGCGCGUGAAACUAUCCACGAGGGGAGUCGACAACAUGUCCGUGGUGGAUAUAGACUCGCCACCGGCGAAAUCCACGGCGAAAAAUUUGGUUUACAAAACGAGAAGGUCCUUCGAGACGGGCGUCACGAAGUCCCUCACUUUCAGGAAAAAGCAACUCAACAACCUGUUGAAGUUCCUCAAGGAUUACGAGGACGAUAUAUGCACGGCCAUGUACAAGGACUUGAGGAAGAGCAGGCAUGAAUCCUUGGUGACCGAAAUUGAGUUCGCAGCGAAUGGUGUAAGGCACCUUUUGGCGAACCUCGACGAAUUUUCCAAGCCGGAGAAAGCCGAAAAGGAUCUGGCGUACUUUUUUGACGACCUGUACAUCCACAAGGACCCCUACGGUGUUGUUCUUGUGAUCGGGGCUUGGAAUUACCCUUUGAGUCUAUGUCUAGGACCUUUAGCAGGUGCCAUUGCAGCUGGUAAUGCUGUUAUAUUGAAGCCCUCAGAACUGGCUCCUGAGGUAUCCCUUCUUUUGGACACGUAUCUCAAUAAAUAUUUGGAUAAGGAAUGUUACCCUGUAUAUGUUGGGGGUGUAGCCGAAACCAGUGAAUUGCUAGAGGAAAAGUUCGAUUACAUUUUCUUCACUGGGUCUACGAAUACAGGAAAAAUAGUUUAUAAGGCGGCGAAUAGGUAUCUGACCCCAGUUACAUUAGAGUUAGGAGGUAAAUCGCCUGUCUACAUUGACGACAACGUGGACAUAUUUAUAACAGCUAAGCGUAUACUAUGGGCGAAAUUAACCAACGUUGGCCAAACCUGCGUGGCGCCCGAUUAUAUUCUUUGCUCAAAAACAACACAGGAAAAAAUAAUUAAAGCUUGUGAGCAAGUUUUAAAAGAAAUGCUCCCUAAUGGUGCCAGAGAAUCUCAGGACUAUGGAAGAAUUAUAUCUAAGAGACAUUUUCGAAGGCUUGUCAAUCUGUUGCAGAAUCAAAAGGUUGCCAUUGGUGGUGCUAUAGAUGAAAAGGAUUUAUUUAUAGAGCCCACAAUAUUAACCGAUGUCAGUAUAAAUGAUGAUGUUAUGAAGGAGGAAAUAUUCGGCCCUAUUUUACCCAUUGUAAAUGUAAAUAACGUCGAUGAGGCUAUCAGUUUUAUAAAUAGUCGCGAGAAACCAUUGGCGCUGUAUGUUUUUAGCAAAACCAGGAAAAUAACGGAGUUGUUUUUGGAAAAAACAUCCAGUGGGGGAGUAUGCAUUAACGACUGCUUGAUGCAUAUAACCCCUCACUCCCUACCAUUCGGAGGCGUUGGUGCUUCAGGAAUGGGCAUGUACCAUGGAAAAUACUCCUUCGACACAUUUGUACACAAAAAAGGAGUAAUGCUACGAAACUUCCAUGCCUUACCGGAAAAAUUGCAGAGUUUGAGAUACCCACCCUUCACCAAGACUAAGACAAACAUGAUUCUACAAGCUACCAGGUAUAGGAGCGGUAUUCCAAUGUGUUUCCUUGUUUAUGUUUUGGUAUUUUUGCUGGGGGUUAUAUGCACUAUUGGUGGGUACUUUUUGGUAAAAUACUUUAAUAAUAAUUUGUAGUAAUACGGUGUGAUACUAGAUUAGUUAUAUGGUUGUGAUUUUAUACACUAUUAUACAUAAAAAUAAAACACUUAGAAAACA